AUGAUCUUCUGGAUCUCGUUCUCCAAUGUUCUUCAUUUCACUCGUCAUGAGAGAAGAGGGCAUCUCAUUCCAGAGGGUUUCGUCCUCGAAACCCCUCCAGAGCGCAAACCUACGCCACUCCAGUUUACGCCGGAGUCUCCAACAUUCUACUCAAUACCUCCCAUCAUCCCCCAAUCACCAAUGCUCCCGCCCGCGUCUCUCGGCCUGGAUACAACCUUGGGGCCUGUCAUUCUGAUAGGAAAUGAUAGCACGGAAACCCUCGUCAACGUUAUUACACAGCCCGUGUUUCCAACGCCUAUUCUACAACACCACCCGCGCACUCACGAGACUUUGCCAACACGACGCAUCUCGUUCGCAGUUUGUGCCACACCAGAGCGUUCUGUGAAGCCCCCCAGUGUAAUUGAUGUGGAUCAGGUACCGUGCAAGCCCUGCGCGGCUGCGGGGGAAACAUCUGAGCAAGGAGAAUAUUUCAAGGAGAACGUACCUGAGGUGGAAAAAAUAUCAAGGAGGAAGAGCAUCGCGCGAGCUUUGUCCUUGCGUGGGUCGCGUACAUCUCGCACAAAGGCACACCGCUUCUCGGUCCCUGUCUUUACCUCGCUGACGGAUGCCCUGAGUAAACGGGCAAGCAAGAGGCUAUAG
Suillus paluster is the source of this 639-nucleotide messenger RNA. RefSeq lists its product as uncharacterized. NCBI's taxonomy places the organism in Eukaryota, Fungi, Basidiomycota, Agaricomycetes, Boletales, Suillaceae. The coding region runs from base 1 to 639 and encodes 212 amino acids. The record is from RefSeq and is a predicted model, not a curated record. The transcript has a single exon.